Molecule: messenger RNA, 4112 nt
Organism: Clarias gariepinus (North African catfish)
Lineage: Eukaryota; Metazoa; Chordata; Actinopteri; Siluriformes; Clariidae
Gene: thrap3a
Product: thyroid hormone receptor associated protein 3a
Exons: 11
Coding region: 276-2999 (907 amino acids)
Biological process (GO): positive regulation of transcription by RNA polymerase II
Cellular component (GO): mediator complex
Molecular function (GO): DNA binding; transcription coregulator activity
Source: RefSeq, a predicted model, not a curated record
AUAACGCAGCUGUGAAUGAAGUGACUUCUCAUUUUAAUAAGUGAAAUUGCAGCGCUCUCAUCUUCAUUACGCGGACGACUAACUGCUGAAGGAACGUACUUGGAUGUUACAGAAGUGGACAUUUUGCUUUUGAUGUCUUGAUUAUUAUUAUUAUCAUUAUUUUAUAAAUAAUCAAGCGUGAUCGAGGUCUCUGAAUAAAAGAGAAUUAAAGAAGACUGCAACAUUCUGCAUUCAGGGAGCUCGAACAUACUGAUUAAGCAAGCUUUUCACCAGUGAUGUCUAAGACACCACGAUCUUCAAGAACCCACUCACGAUCAGCCUCAAGGUCGAGGUCAGGUUCAGACUCCCGCUCCAGGUCUCGAAGUAGCUCACAUUCUCGCUCAAGGAAGCACCGCUAUGGCUCUAGAUCUCGCUCUCGGUCCAGAUCCCAUUCUCCAUUCCACGACCGAGGCCGGAAACAUCCACGGGAAUAUCAGAACAAUCGGGAGUUUAGAGGUUACCACAGAGGCUUCCGGAGGCCUUAUUAUUUCCGGGGCAGAGGACGAGGCUACUUUCGUGGUCGCUUUCAGCGUGGUGGGGGUUUUUACAAUAACUAUAGAUCAAACAACUGGCAAAACUUUAACCAGCAUCCACAGCAAAAGCAGCAGAAACAGCAGCAGACACAACAGCAAAGGCAGUAUGCUCACAGUCCCAAGAGAGGGCGCUCUCGCACCCCCAAGAAACGUUCAAACAGCCCGAAGUCCCUAAGUCAUUCACAGCGCUCUGACAGAUCUUCAUCACUGCAUUCACACCACUCUUCUUCCUCCGCCUCAUCCCGACAGAUAAAUGCUUCUGCUAAGAAUAAUUCUGAGGCUGGAAUAGAGGUUCAGUCAGUACCCAAGGAAAGCCAGGAGCCUGGAGUACAAGAAGGGCACCAUCCAGAGAAAGAUGGAAGUACAAGUGGUGAGAAGACCUCAAAAACAUGGUUGUUUCCAAUAAAUCACAACAGCAGCCCAAAGAAGGCCAGUGCGCAUAUUCACUCUGCUGUCAGUGCUGUCCACUACGAUCCGGUCUCCAGUGAAUCAGGUCCUGUUCCCGAAAAUUCAGGAGCAACUAGCAAUGGGGCCACCUUCAGCCAGCCUAUUGCUUCUACACCCUCUAACAGUAGCCCUCCAAAGAAAAGUCCCACAACAGUUUUCUCAGGCUUUGGGCUUUUUUCUAAUGCUGACCAGGAAGAGGACACAGUUGCCAUCUCUAUUGCUUUUAAAAAAUUCUUAGAGGAGCAGAAGAAUAAAAAGCAGGCACUUGGAGAUAAGAGCAUGAAGAAUGAGGCGGACAAUGGAAAUGCUUUUCCUGAAAAUAGAAAUAGCAAAUGUGAAGGCACUUUUGAUCGGUUGUCUUGUCCAAGACUAUACAGUCCUGCAGAACAAAACAACAAAAUGGAAAGUGAAAAGAACAAAUAUGUAGACAGUUUCAAGGGGAAUACAUCCUCCAAUAGUUUCAGGCCAGCUAUCCUAUCUGAAGAGGAGGAGGAAGACGGUGAAGACACUAAACCCCAUUUAGUGUUAGUGAAUGAAGUUCCUAAGCUUAAAAGCAAAGUCACAAUGUCAGCUCGUGAACUGUUUGAGGAACAUUUUAGGAGGCUGGAUGACAGAGCAUGGGAUGAUGAGCUGGAGGCUUUCCUAAUAAACCGAGAGAAAGAGAGAGCUGCAAAUAUUUUAUUUGCUCUGUCUAAGACGGAGAAGAUUGCACGCAAGUUAGAGGACCUUUCCCCUGAAAGACCCUCAAAAGUUAAAAGAAAGGACAAAAUGACACCGAGUCCCUCUCCUACAUUUAAACCCCUUUCACGAAAGAGCUCUGACAUCCAAGAACAAGAGAUGUUCAUGAAUUUGGUUGAUGAAUCGUCACCGAGAGCCUCAGGGAAAAGAGAAAAAGAGUUUAGUCUGAGGAUGGAUUCCCUUAGCGACGAUCUGGCAAGAUCAUCAGUUUUGUCCAAUGAUUGGAGGAAUACUAUGGAUUUUGUGCACAGUGAUAAGGGACUUCAGCACCGUUGGUGUUAUAAUUUAUGCAGGAGCACAACAGAGUUGUUUGCACAGCACGUGAUUUCAAUUGUUCAUUAUGUCACAGCGCAACAUUUCCCUUCUUCUGGAGUGACUCUAAGUGAUCGGUUUGCCAUGUACCAGAGACUUGCAGCUGAGAAAGAAACCAUGAAGGCAAGAAAGAGUCCAGAGAUACACAGGAGAAUUGAUGUUUCUCCCAGUGCUUUUAUGAGGCACUCAUUCCUGUAUGAUGAGUUGAAAGAUUCCGGGGAGAGCAGCUCCAAGGCUGAAGCUAAACAGUUUAAAGGAGAUACAAUGGAUCUUCCAAUGAAUGUCGAGAAGCGCAAAAAAUAUUUAAGCAGAGAUACAAAUGAGAAAAAUGAAGAGCGAGGGGAAUCAGGGAAAUCUGAAUCAAGUAUGGAAAGCUCCACUGAGAAAUCGUCAAAACACCACAAAAAAUCUAAAAAAAGCAAGAAAAAACGGGAACGUUCUCAUUCCUCUUCCUCCUCCUCUUCUUUUGUUCAUGAGGAAAAAACAGAGUCUACAGAGAAAAGCUCAACGCAGCUGCCGAUCCGAGAAUGUGUUGGAACUUCGGAGACGGGAAAGAAACACGGAGGAUUUCAGUUCCGAAUACGAGGUAGGGGUUGGAGCAGGGUGAAUUGCCUUGGAAACGAUAGCAAGUGCAAUAGCAAUGCUCUUGUGCAGGGUCAUUCCAAAAACUUGGACUGGGAUUCAGAUCAGAUGUCCAAAAACAAAAAAUACUACCUGCUAGAUGAAAAGGAUGUUGAAGGGGAGAGAAAAUGGGUUGAUACCCAAGGACAUGGACAAUCUGCCAUCCCUCGUGGCAAGGGUCGUUUCAUCUUACGGAGGCCCACAAUUUCUAUCACCACUAAAAACUCUAACUGGACCCAUGACAGGUUUAAGGCCAGUGGUGAUGCUGAAACAGGCAACAGGGACCACAAGGAACAAAACAAUGCAUAGGCAGCAGGGACUAGUGAAGAUAUCUGGCAGCUUUCUCUUAUUGCCUAACCCUGGGUGGGCAGGACUCUGUCUCGCCUCUUUCCUGUGUUGGUGGCGAGACCAGGGAAUAGAAUUCUCAUACACCAAUGUUAGCAGUUGCACUUAUCAUCAAGGUUGGGAUGCUCUAGUACAUCUAGGUCUACAUCUUAGGAGACCAUUAGAAGCCCAGCUAUUUCUUUUAAUAGGCAUAUUAACCCUUGUAAAAAGGCUUUUUAUCAUUUUUCAUGUAUUUUAUGCACUUGUGAUGGUUGAUUUUCAUGGAAAAUUUUGACAAUGAUCUUUGAAACAUUAAGAAACAAGACGUGCCUUCAGACCUGAAUAUGCUGAGGUAAUUUUCAAUAAAUAUUAUUUGUUGUUAAUAUAAACUACACCAUACCAAGAUAUGAUUUUCCACUGGACAGAGGUCUGUUUUGACUUCUCACGAUGAACCCCUGUUGGUUCUAUCAGAGGUUCAUGUGGCUCUACUGUGGCAGUAAACAAAAUAAUGCAAAUGAUCUAUAUUUGUUAUGGGUAAUGACCAUGGCAUUUAAUUUUCUGCUGUGAUCUAUAUUUUUAAUUUCUUUUUUUUUUCCUAAAGAUUUUCUCACCAUGUCUACUUGUCCUUGUUUGGGAGUGUGUUUAUAGCUGAUUGAUUUUUCAACAUUUAGCUUUUUUCUGAUCAUGCAAUAAAUAUCUGCAGCACUUUAGCUGAACCAUAUUUAAAUUACUGUGUUAAUUUAACUGUGGUGUCCAUAUUGAAACAUAGCUCACAUUUAGAAUCAGGAUUUUAAACAAUGAAUGUAAGAAUUUGAGAAGAAAAGCACCACUUUAAUGUAUUUAUUCACACCAUGGGGUCCACCUAAUAAAAAUUAAUGGAUAUUGUAUUAUAGAACAAAUAUGUCUGAUGUGUUUAGUAAACUUACCCAGCUAAAAGGUAAAAUCUAUUCCUUAUGUACCUUUCUGGAUUGUUUUCCCAAGGAACAUGGGCAUGUUUUAUAGAAGUAGUUGAUAAAUGUCACUAUAUACAAGAUAACUUUUUACACAACCCUGUUAGGUUUUUGUGAUGCAAAAUAAAACAAAAGUUAAACCAUGUCA